Myiozetetes cayanensis is the source of this 2366-nucleotide messenger RNA. It is a transcript of the gene UCP3, whose product is annotated as uncoupling protein 3. The record is from RefSeq and is a predicted model, not a curated record. Gene Ontology annotation, cellular component: mitochondrial membrane. The transcript is spliced from 6 exons. Lineage: Eukaryota; Metazoa; Chordata; Aves; Passeriformes; Tyrannidae. Gene Ontology annotation, biological process: mitochondrial transmembrane transport; adaptive thermogenesis; mitochondrial transport. Bases 1119 to 2042 code for a protein of 307 amino acids. Gene Ontology annotation, molecular function: oxidative phosphorylation uncoupler activity.
UUCCUCUUGGGUUUAGGUCAGCGGCACGGACGGGCAGGAAAACAAGGCAGGAGCCAACUGGAAAAGGGUGUCAGUGCCAGGCAGCUUUUUCCUGGAGCCCAAGGGAUGGAGUAAAGGUGGUUUCAGGGCAUCAGGGCCACUCAAAGUCCCUCUUAUGUGAGGCAAGCUCAGGUGUGAGUGUGGAGUUUCCUAUAGGGAUGUGGCUCAUCCCUUCAGGUUUUGUGAGUGCGGUGCUGAGGAACACCAAGGGUUAAACACAUGACGUUUUUAAAAUAGGAGUUAAAGGGACACUUCUGCACUCCACCUUGGCAUCCAGCCUCUUGUCCUGAGCCCUGUCCUCCCUGGAAGCCUCAGCCUUAGUGCCCAGCCACGCUCUGAAAGGUGUCAUGGGGAUGGUGGUUUUUUUGGCAAGGGUUUUCUGCAUCUCAUCCUUCCCAGAGCACUUUUAGGUUAAAACCUGGCAUUCCUCCUCGAUCCCUGCACUCCCAGUGGCCACCUGGACAUUGCUGGGUGCUUCCCCACAGCAUUGCUCCAACGGGCACUGGGGAUUUGGGCAGGACCCCCCUUCCCGUGCCUGAGCCCUGGGUGUGAGCAGAGGGCUGAAACAACCCCGUCACGGGUACCAGGUGACCCCACUCCCAUCAGCGCAAAUGCCACGGGGGGAACUCAGUUUCCCUGUCACCCGAUCCGUGGCUGCUGGAAUGUCAUCCUGGGUGCUAUAUAAGGGUGGGGCCAAGGAGUCGGCUCUCAGGGUGCUGCCUGAGCAAGGCAGGAGCCAGGAAGCGGUGCCGGGGUCCCUACGGUGAGGCCAUGGGGGGAACACAGACGGUCACCCUGGGGGAGAAGCUCUUACUGAGCCGUUAUGGCUGGGGUGGGAUAGGGAAGGGUGGGAAUUGGUGAAUCCCAUGCUGAGCGAGGAAGCCCCGUGCCUCAGCUUCCCCUGGGGAUGUAAGCGAGGAAAGAGGGCAGCAUAUGGUUUUUGGAUUGUCCCAAGCCAGCGGAAACCACCACGGCACAUCAUCACCUCCGUCACCAAACCUGCGUGAAGCCCCAUCCAGUGCAGCAUCCCGGAUCCUCCACAAACCCUUCCCUCCCCUGCCUCCAGCCCCUCUGCCACCAUGGUGGGUCUGAAGCCCCCUGAGGUGCCCCCAACCACCGCCAUGAAGUUCGUCAGUGCGGGGAUGGCCGGAUGCAUCGCCGACCUCUGCACCUUCCCCCUGGACACCGCCAAAGUGCGGCUGCAGAUCCAGGGCGAGGUGAGGAUCCCCCGGGCCAUCAACUCAGUGGAGUACCGGGGUGUUUUGGGGACACUGAGCACCAUGGUGAGGACAGAGGGACCCCGCAGCCUGUAUAGCGGGUUGGCAGCCGGGCUGCAGCGCCAGAUGAGCUUCGCCUCCAUCCGCAUUGGGCUCUAUGACUCUGUGAAGCAGCUCUACACCCCUAAGGGUGCCGAGAACACAGGCCUGACUGCGCGGCUCCUGGCAGGCUGCACCACGGGGGCCGUGGCUGUGGCCUGUGCCCAGCCCACCGAUGUGGUCAAGGUCCGGUUCCAAGCCAGCGGGGCAAUGCUGGACGGCGCCCGCCGGUACAGCGGCACCGUGGAUGCCUAUCGCACCAUCGCCAGGGAGGAGGGGGUCCGCGGGCUCUGGAGAGGAACGCUGCCCAACAUUGCCCGCAAUGCCAUCAUCAACUGCGGGGAGCUCGUCACCUACGACCUCCUCAAGGAUGUGCUGCUGCGGACACAGCUCAUGGCAGACAAUGUUCCGUGCCACUUUGUGGCUGCCUUCGGUGCUGGGUUCUGUGCCACAGUGGUGGCAUCACCAGUAGAUGUGGUGAAGACGCGGUACAUGAACUCCAGUCCCGGGCAGUACCGGAACGCCCUGAGCUGCCUCCUGGCCCUGCUCAUGCAGGAUGGCCUUGCCGGCCUCUACAAGGGAUUCAUCCCAUCCUUCCUGCGGUUGGGCUCCUGGAAUGUGGUCAUGUUUGUGUCCUACGAGCAGCUGCAGCGUGCGGCGGUGUUGGCACGGCCAGCCCUGGCCUGAUCCCACUCUGGCCCCUCUCACAAUCCCAGAGAGGCUCAGCAUCAAUUAUAUUAAUUGUGGAAACGCCAGGGAGCAGCAAUGCCACUUCUGGAGAGACGGAAGGAGAGACGAUGCUGUUUGAGGAGAAACAUGGGAGAGUAGAAGUUUCCAGAGAGGAGUUUUAGGAAGUAAGAAAAGAAAUUUUUCUAGGUUUUCCAGCUGGGAAGAACAGCACUUCCCAGGGACAGUGAUGUGUGUAGGUGGGACCAAGCUGAGGGAUGGGGGCUGUGGCAAUUCCUGUUAUUCCUUAUUGGCACUUCCAAUAAACCACCCCUAUGGGGUCUG